Messenger RNA from Phoenix dactylifera (date palm), 1147 nucleotides. Its product is annotated as alpha/beta-Hydrolases superfamily protein. Lineage: Eukaryota; Viridiplantae; Streptophyta; Magnoliopsida; Arecales; Arecaceae. Gene Ontology annotation, molecular function: hydrolase activity. The record is from RefSeq and is a predicted model, not a curated record.
CUCGACCUUGGACGAUCCUUGCCGAUCCAACCUGGUUACCCUUCCGACGUUCCCGACCGGCUCUUGCCCGCCGAUUUAGCCAUCCAGUCUCCGUCACUUUCCCCUUCACCAGCAUCCAACUACCUCCCUUUAAAGCCCUGAACAAAACCCCUCUCUCUCUCUGCCUCUUUCUGUGAUAAUCUCACUCGCAUCCCCUUGUCUCGCCACGCCUCCUGAUCUCUCGCCGGGUGCUGGGGGAGAAUGGAGUUGGUGACGGUGGAGACGAGCGACGGCGUGAAGCUCCGGGCGCGGUUCUUCAAGCCCGCGGCGGAUCUGGCGAGGAACGUGGCCAUCGUGCUGGUCCACCCCUACACCGUCCUCGGGGGCUUCCAGGGCCUCCUCCGAGGCAUCGCCGCAGGCCUCGCCGAGAAAGGCUACCCGGCGGUGACCUUCGACAUGCGCGGCGCUGGCAGCUCCUCCGGCCGCCCCUCCCUCACUGGCUUCGCCGAGAUCCAGGACAUCAUCGCCGUCUGCAACUGGGUUUCUCGUACCUUAUCCCCCGACGGGAUCGUCUUGGUCGGCUCUUCCGCCGGAGCACCAAUUGCAGGCUCAGCAGUUGAUAAAAUAGACCAGGUCGUGGGUUAUGUGAGCCUGGGUUAUCCUUUCGGCUUGAUAGCUUCAAUCCUUUUCGGCAGGCAUCAUGAAGCCAUCCUACGGUCCGAGAAACCUAAGUUCUUCAUCAUGGGCACCAAGGAUGGAUUCACAAGUGUAAAGCAGUUGCAGAAUAAGCUGAAAUCUGCAGCUGGCCGAGUCGAAACCUAUCUAAUUGAAGGAGUAGGCCAUUUCCAGAUGGAGGGUCCAGCCUAUGAUGCUCAGAUGGUCGAUCUCAUCACCACAUUUGUUCAAUCCCUGCAGGUAAAAUAGAUCGCAUGCAAGCAUCGGAUGACUUGGAGCUGUAGGGAAGUAACCUCAUCCUGGUGUACAAGGGCAUAAUUUUCCAACAUAUGGAGUGCUCUAUGUAAAAGUAGAUCACAAGCAAGCAUACGUUAUUGUUGGUGGUGUCGUCGCAAGCAGUCAUGUAAAGUGAAAUUUAUUUAAUGUGCAACUUAAAAUCUUACGUACUGCAUGCUUGAAACAGCUAGUGAGCAUUCUCAAAGUUUCGUAUCAA